Molecule: messenger RNA, 1021 nt
Organism: Phoenix dactylifera (date palm)
Lineage: Eukaryota; Viridiplantae; Streptophyta; Magnoliopsida; Arecales; Arecaceae
Product: NADH:ubiquinone oxidoreductase, 17.2kDa subunit
Biological process (GO): response to oxidative stress
Cellular component (GO): membrane; respiratory chain complex I
Source: RefSeq, a predicted model, not a curated record
ACGCGUGCGGCCAAGGUGUCAGGACGAACUACUUAUCGCGAGGGAAGCCCGGCCGAAAGGGGGAGCGACCGGCGUGCGGUUUCGGUGCGAGAAAAGGGGAUUUCCUCACGCCGAGAGGAGAGCAGAGGAGACGAAUGGCUUCUUUAGUCCGGGGCGUCUUCAAGGCGAUUAGAGAAAAAGGCAUCGGAAAUUUCGUGAAGGAGAUUCGAGAAGAGGGCUAUGCGAAAUGCCUUCUGGAUGGGAAUCUGUUGCAAACAAAAAUUCACAACAUAGGUGCAACCCUCGUAGGAGUUGAUAAAUUUGGAAACAAGUAUUAUGAAAAAUUGCAGGACACUCAGUAUGGGCGGCACAGGUGGGUGGAGUAUGCAGAGAAGGGCCGUUAUAAUGCAUCCCAAGUGCCACCUGAGUGGCAUGGCUGGCUGCACUAUAUCACCGACCAUACAGGGGAUGAACUUUUGAUGCUGAAACCUCGAAGAUAUGGAGUAGAGCACAAGGAGAACUUCUCGGGAGAGGGUGAUGAGUACAUCUACCACUCGAAGGGUCAUGCUCUCAACCCUGGACAGAGGAACUGGACCCGGUACCAGCCAUGGCAACCCACCAAAAGCUAAAAAAAAAAGUCCUUUCCCUUAUCAGCCUGAAGGCUGGAUGAACUUUGUGCAAAUAAAUGUAGUGAACUUGUUCCUUUUGAGAGAGCAACCUGUGAAUUGUGGUACUGCACCUUUGACUUAUGGUUUUCUGCAACCUUAAAGAAGCUUUUGGAAGUGACUUGGUUGCAUUGCUCCUCCAUGGCCAUUGGUCUUGUGGGUUGGUCAAAUGGGGCCUUCAUGACAGGGCCUAUGAUGAUAGCUGCAAGGCUGUACUGUGACAACAUUGUAGCAGCAGAACUCCCAUCAUGAGUCCUAAAUCAUUUGUUACCAUUAUUUACUCAAUGAGCUAUCGAAAUAACCACAUGACUAUAACUUAUUUCAACCACAUUUUAGAAGAAUUUUUCAGGAUGGCGUUUGCCUCCACCUUACAUCUA